Messenger RNA from Diuraphis noxia (Russian wheat aphid), 13113 nucleotides. RefSeq names its product E3 ubiquitin-protein ligase HERC2 (gene HERC2). Gene Ontology annotation, biological process: protein ubiquitination. NCBI's taxonomy places the organism in Eukaryota, Metazoa, Arthropoda, Insecta, Hemiptera, Aphididae. Gene Ontology annotation, molecular function: metal ion binding; ubiquitin-protein transferase activity. The record is from RefSeq and is a predicted model, not a curated record.
UUGAAAUAAGUUCAAAAUAUCUAAGAUAUAAAAUAUAAAUACUGAGAUGUAAUACACUAAUACUGCAUUUAGUUUUUAACUCUUUAGUUAAGUUAUACUAAAUCACUUUUUUUAACUAGUUAAUUAUAUCUAACAUAUUAUAACUGUCUGGUUGAUGAUUAAAUCAAAAAAAAAAAAAAAAUGUAUAAUAUACAUGUGAUUGGACUGUUUGGACAAUUUAUGGAAUUAUUAACAAUUAUCUACAUUUAUUAAUCCAUUACUUGAAUCAAAAUCAAAAUGAGUACCAAAAUCGAAUUUACCAUAAAGCAAAAGACUGCUUUUGAUCCCAAAUGGCUCGCAAUAGAACUUCAUGAAGCAUUGGACGAAAAACAACUUACCAAUUAUUGGAAUGAAAUGAUAGAAGAUUCUGAGCUGAUCCCUGUGGACAAUAGCAAUUUAUUGCAUUCAAAAAAAGUAGACCCAUCUGGACGAUAUUAUAUUGGUCUUUGGGCAGUAAACUGCCCAUGCAAAGAUGACCCAACUGACAAGGUAUGUAACUGUAUUACUUGUAAAUCUGAUGAURUCAGUGAAACACUCAAGUCCAAACAAAUGUUUGAAUCUCUAAUGUGGAAACCGAAUUGUAAUAAAGAUGAUGUAAAAUCAUUGAUAUCUGUAUAUGCGGCUGAACAAAGAAAACUAUGUGAAGAUAUUUGUUAUUCUACAUUAUUUUUCAAUCGAACACAACUUCGGAUGGCUAUUGCUUCCCGUUACUUUGGUGCUUUUUAUAGAGAUUCUUUUUUUCAAUCUAAUUCAAAUACUCAAACACAGUCGACAAUGAUACACCAAAAGUGUGAAAAUUCCAUUAAAAUAAAAAACAAUACUAAUGAUGAUGAGAAAAUGUCUUUAUUUGCUAAAAUUGGUACASAGACUGCAAUAAACUUCUCAUUUGGAUUUCUAGUCAGCACUUGGCGAUCAGGAAAUAAUUCUGAUUUAUGCACGCAAAUGCUUAAAGACUCAUUAGAAGCACUGCAAUGUAUUCCAGAAGAUUACCUUGUAGAUGAAAGCAAUGUUCCUACUUUCUGGAUUGAAACUCUAGAAAAAUCAUCAAAGUUCCUAUUUCAAGUAGUCAAUGGAAAUAUAAAUGUAUCCRAAAAAGAAAGCGUUAAUGUAAAUCACAUUCCAAAUACUGACAGACAAUUUGCUUUGUGUCUUUCAUUAGAAAUAGGACUACAAAAAAAGUCACUUAGUCAAAUAUUACAGUGUAUACUUAUGUUUUUUGAAUUAGGAUUACACUGUGACAAGAUUUACAGUAGACAUUUACAUAAUUUAUUAACAAUAACACUUCGCCGAUUAAAUUGGGUAGUAAUUAGAAUUCAAAACAAUUUCAACUAUGAUGUGAAUGAUUCAAAAAAAGAUAAUGUCACAAAAAGUUUUUUAAGACUAAAUGGUGAUGCUAAUAAUCCAGAACCUACUGGAAUGAAACAAACAGCUGUAAUGAUUUUAGCAUUUUUAGACCAAAUAGCUGUCACUUACUUAACGCUUCAACAAAAAGUACAUGAGAUUAAAAAUAAAAAUAAUAUUGUACAGUAUUGGGGUAAACAAUUUUAUCCUGAAACCAAAAAAAAAGUAAUAUCCACCCUUGAGCGUUUGCAUGUUGAGUCUGUGGUGUGUUCAAGAAACGAAAUUUUGGUGGURAYGACCAGUGGAACUUUACAUUUUAUUAGCUAUUCAAUUGAUUCAUUGAAUUUUGAAGAAAAACAAAUGAUGAAUGUGCCUAUUAAAUCUGUUGAUGUUUAUGAUGAAACUUACUUGGCAGUUACUCAAAAAGGAGAAGUGUACUCUUGGGGUGCUAAUGAAUUUGGCUCUUUAGGCCAUGGUCAAAACUAUUCUUCUUUUCCUACUCCAGAACCAAUUGUAGCAUUUUCUAAGGUUAUAGUUGUUAUGGUUUCAUGUGGAAAAGAUUUCUGUUCUGCUGUUACUGAGGAUGGUAAAUUGUACAUGUGGGGUAAAAUAUUACACAGUAGUAAUUGUUGCUAUACUCCAGAGUUAGUUAAAUCCAUUUCAGAGUGGCAUGUAUCAAAAGUUUCUUGUGGAGCAUCUAUUAAUAAUACACUGGCUUUAUCCAGAGAAGGAUACGUAUUUUCAUUUGAAUAUAGAAACUCUGACCAAGGUUGUGAUGAUAAAUCUUUGAAUGUAAUACCCAGCAUGAUUGUAUUUGAUUAUGAAAUUGUAUCAGUAUAUUGUCAUAAUGAUGUAAAUGCUGUUAUUGAUUGUGCUAACAAUGUGUUUACUUGGGGAAGAGGUAACAAUAAUAUGUUAGGCCACAAUAACUCAUUUCGUGUCAAUCGACCCAAGGAAGUUAAAUUUUUAAGUGGCAAACGAGUUACAUCUCUUUCAUUAGCAGAUGAUUAUAUACUAGCAUUGACUGCUACAGGCCAAGUCUAUUGUUGGGGUCAGUUAGACAAUGAAAAUACCACCCAAUGCAGACCAGUUAAGUGUUUAAUGAAUAGACAGGUGAAAAAAAUUGCUUGCAGCCCAAAUCAAUGUUUUGCUUGGUAUGAUUGUGAAGAAUUUAAUGUUGGAACAUCUACAUCAUUUGCAACAGACUUACAAAUACAAACAUUAAAUUAUUUAGAACAACUUUUGUCUAAUGAAUUUAAAGCAUAUAAGACAUAUAUUGAUUGGCCACCUUCUCAACAGCAAGAAUGUGUAUUAAUMUCAGUAUUACAUUUACUUACUUUACAGUUUYAUUCUAUGAUUAACAAUCAUGUGAGUGCUGAUUCUGUUGGGCUUAUUGGAAGCUCAAAGUUAUUAUUAAGUAUACGUCAAACAGUUACUGACUUAGCAUCAAACACAAAAGUAAUAAAUACUGUUAAACAAGCUGCUCAAAAAACCUUAGAAGUUGGAUGGCUUAUACUAUUUCAAACACCAAAUGAAAGAGCUAGCAUGUUAUGUACUAUAUUACAACCUCUGACUUCGCCAAAUGAUGAAUCCCAAUCAAUAAGUUGUAAUCAAGAGUUUAUGAUUAACCUCAUUACAAAUAGUUUAUUAGGUGAUAAUAUUCUACACACAUUUUUGCAAAAUGCUAUUCAACGUGAGAACACUCAAAAUUUUGAAAACUCAAAACACAAUUUUGAUGGAACAAACAUAUCUCUUUGUUUUAUAGUCUCUCAGUUACUCAACAAUUAUUUCACAAGUCUUUCAACACAAAUCCAUACUGUGAAAGUACCUUCAAACAAUUUUAGUCAAUCUCCUAGUUUAAAAUUUAUAAUGACUUUUCAAAGGCUUUUAAUAAUGUCAAUUUAUCGUAAAAAAGGAAGUAAAGAUGAUAAAUGCCAUUGUGAAUUGGGUAUGGAUGAUCAAGGUGCUGAAAUGCUGCUUUCAAAAUAUUUAAGUAAUUUUGUCAAACGAUCCUGUCAAGCUCUUAGAUUAGCAAAUCAUGUGGCAUCUCUAAGUUUUAAGCACUAUCAAAUUAUCACAAAAGUUAUAAAUGUGACUGGAUUUGACAAGUUAUUUAUGGAGCUUUUAAUAAGCUUAAUUAUGGUCCAUCAAAAAAAACCUCUGUUUUUACGGGAUACAGAUUGGUUUGAUCUUUUCAUACCCUUACUUAACGCUUUGGAUGCAUUCAACUUGAUGACCCCGAAUUUAGAACGUGAAGAAGAUGAUAAUUUGUCCUGGCCUGGAUUUUCAAGUUAUACUUGUAAUACAUGGUAUAAAAAUGUUGAAGAUGUCAUGUUGAUUCGAAAACCUGAUCUUGAAAAUCAUAAUAGGAACGGAGGACACUGGGUAGUGUUUAAUAAAAAAGUCUAUGAUAUACAAGAAACUAGAUCUAGUGAAAUGAAUUAUUCAUUUGUCACUAUGCUACAUUCAUCAUCUAUUUAUGAACAUGUACUAAGUGAAAUGCCCAAAGAAACUUUACAGUCCUGUUUUGUUGGAAAUUAUUUGGAUCCAGAUGAAGACAUAGUUGAACCUAUUGAAUCAAAUUUGACUGAGCCGCUCCUUUUAGACAUUCAUCGAACUCUUGGUUACUUGUUGGGGCUUCAUGCUCAUUGGUUAACUACUUUAUCCCAACCUCAUUGUAGUUAUCAAUGUUUUAAAAUUUGGUUUCCUUUAUUACAAGCCGGUAUUGAUGAUAGUAAAAAUAAUAACUAUGACGAAUGUGCAAAAAUGUUAAUAUUAACAUAUAAGGAAAGUUGUAAAUCUGUUGAUAGUCAGAUUCAAUAUGGACCCGAUCACCCUGUUGAAGAAGAAGACAAGAACAAAAUUGUUAUAAUACCCAAUAUAAAAUAUAUACCGGCUUCAGAUAAUGUACAAAAUGGUGCUUCUGAACAAAUAAAUGAUACAGAAUUGUUAUCUAAUAAACACAAUCGAACGGAAAUAAGUAAAAUAAUUUUAUCGUUUAUUCUAUCAAACGUUAACAUCCACGAAUUAAGAAAUUUAUUACACUCAGAAAUAGAUAGAUGUAAUAUGAUGCAAACUGGUUAUGAACUUAUUAAUAAACUAUUUAAAAAUCCUACAUCAAUAAGUUCUGUAAAAUAUAGUAUUAUAUCAGGUUGGUUAUCUGCAUCACCAAACAGUCCUACAUCAAGAAACAAUAAUGAAGUAGAACUUGUUUCGGUGACAUAUAAACUUAAGCUUUUAAUAGUUAAAUGUGAUUUCAUGAGAUGUGCCUUGGAACAAAUUAAAAUGCUUGUUUCUCAAAUAGGAGAAAUUCAGAAAUCAGUAGGGAUUCGAGAUAAAAUAACAACUAUAAAAAAAAUGACUUGGUGCCGAUUUGCCAUUGCAACAUUUGGAUCAAUAACACAAAUUGUAAACAAUAAAGAAUCUAGUCUGUUGAUUAAUUCUAGCAUAUUAUCUGCCAUUAACUCCAUUAUUAACRUCUUAGAUCUUGCUGCAAAACGACCAAUUGAAAAAAUAAAUACAAAGCAGAUUAUUUACGAAGAGGAUUUAAAUAAAAUAAAGUGUUUACAGGGAGCAGAAAUUAUACCUUUCUUAAAAUUAGGUGCUAGGGUUGUUCGUGGCGAAGAUUGGAAAUGGGAAAAUCAAGAUGGAUUACCUCCUGGUGAAGGGCAAAUUGUUAGUAAAGUAGGUGAUGAUGGUUGGGUUAGAGUUCUUUGGGACCAUGGAGUAUCUAAUUCUUAUAGAAUGGGUAAAGAAGACAAAUAUGAUCUAAAGCUAGCACCUGGAUUAGAUAUGGUAAAUGAUGAAGAAUCUGAUUGUAAUGUUUCUUGCACAAAUAAUGGUGAAAUACACGAAAACUCAACAGAAAAUCCAUUUGAUAUACUGAAGUGUAUCAUGAUAAAAUUUCUUAACUGUCUUUCAUUAUCAAGUGCUGUUCAUUCAAUUAAAAAAGAAAAUUCAAUUCAAGUUCUUUCAAAAUAUUAUUAUCAUACUUUAGAGAAGAGUUGUAGUAGUUCUAAUAUUUCAAAUGUCACACUUUUUCAUUCUGAAUGGAUUAACAUUUCUUUAUUAAAAAUAAUUUCAAAAAUAUCUGAUGAAUACAAACAGCAAUUUGCAUGUAAGCAGUGGAUUGACAUGCUUUUAUCCAUUAUUUCUCAUUCGCCAACAGUGUCUACCACUCUGACUACCCAGGUGCAAACCAUACAGUUAAUCAAACUUUUGAUUACACCUAAAAUGACUGACUCAUCCAUUGUUAAAUCUGUAGUAGAAACUCUUAUGGAGGUUAUUGGAUCUUCAGUGUUACAAAGUAACUCUAAAUAUGAUGUAAUCGAUGGUAAACCCACAGUGCCUUUAACUGCUUCAUGUUCAAAUACUAUUGCUGAAGAAUGUAUUCUUUUAUUGCGUACAUUAUACAAUAACAACAAAAGUAAAAUACCAAAAAAUACUUCUGAAUCACAUUCUUAUUUUGAUUCCCUGAUUAUUUUAAAUAUAAUAUCUGCGACUGAUUAUUUGGCAAAUCCAGUCCUUGAAAAAAAUUUAUUUAAACUACAAGGUUUAUCAUAUAGUGCAAUGGCAUCACUAAUGGUUAUUGGGGGUUUUGAUAACCGACCUAGAAUUGGAGGAAAUGUGAUUAACGGAAAUACUGAAGCUACUGUAAUGAGUAUUGAGAAAAAAGGAAAACUCAAAGUACUUGUACACMAUACUGGGAAAGUGGAAAAUUUUUUCAUCAAAGACAUAGAACAUAUUCCAAGUUGUACAAUAUCUAUGGACUUUAUAUCAGAAUCUAUGCUCUAUACAUGGACAACAAUGUUUUCUGCAGUAAUUACUAAUCAAUGUUUUAAAACCGUUACAGGGGGAUUAGUCAAUGAAUCUCUUCUUUGCUAUCAAAAGGCAUUAUUAGCUGGUAUAAAAGUUGUUAAUGCGUUGUUACAAAACCGUAUAUUACUUCGCAAAAUAUUAACACAACUGACAACUACUGAUGGAAAAUCUCAGAACUUAUUUCAAUUAAUAUUAUCAAAAGCUGUUCAACCCUCUCCGAUAAAACCAGAAUACUCAAAAAAAGAAUUAGAAGAAGCAGCCAUAAAUUUAACUCAGUACUUAACAGUUGACGUUCAGUCUAGUUCUGCUAAACAUUUUAAAUGGUCAAAAUAUUUUUCAAAAAGUACACUAAAUAUGCUAUUAGCACAAUUAUCUGAUAUGGGUUUCAAUAAGCAAUGUGUAUUUAGUGCUAUUGAAGCACACGGUUACACAUCGUUAGAUGAAUUAGCUGCAUUAUUAAUGGAAGGAAAAAAUGAAUGUUUAUCAGAUGUCACUGAUACUUUAUCAUCAUAUGAAGAUUUUUCAGAUAGAGAUGAAUCAUCAGUAACAGAAGAGUGUCCUGAAAAUCCUACCAUCAGUGACGAAAAAGUAACUUUUAAAARACGCAAUGAUUUUGAUAGUGCUGAUGGAUAUGCAAACUAUGUAAAAUAUGCUGUUGAUGUAGGCAUGAUUGUACGCUGUUGUAGAGAGUAUGAAAGUAUUAAUGUUGGAUGUGAAGGUAAAGUUAUUAAAAUUAUGAGAGAUGGCGGAUUACAUGAUCUUAAUGUCAAGGUAGACUGGAAAUCUAUUGGCAUUGUGUAUUGGGUACGGUAUAUUCAUAUAGAAUUAAUAGAUUAUGGCAAUUCACCCUAUGAAUGUGAUUCAGUAGACAACAAUAAACUUAAUGACAAAAUAAACUUACCUCAAGAAUCUAAUGAUGAUAAAAAUACUAUACAAAUAUCAAGUCAUCCAAAUAAAGAACAUAUUUCAGAAUUCAUUAUUAAAUGUACUUCUUCUGCUGAAGAAAAUCUACUCUCAAAUUUAUUUGAUUGGAAAUCAGAUAGUCGCUGGACCAGUGAAAAUACAAAAGGAGUUCAUUGGAUAAAAUUGGAGCUUCGUCCAAAUAUAGCAAUUCGUACUUUGCUAAUGAAAUUAGAUGAAGAAAAUGAGAACUGUAAGCCAUUAUUUGUAAUUGUGAAUGCUGGUGUAAGUUUUAAUAUGAUGGAAGAAGUUAAUCGUGUCAUUAUAAAUUCUUUGGAUAGGACUUUACAACUUUUACAUUCAGUGAAUAAGUGCCAUAAAUGUGUUGAAAUAAUAAUGCGAACUAAUGAAAAAACUUGUAUUAUAACUGGAUUGAAAAUUGAUGUGAUGAUAAUUAAUCAAGAAUUUGUAUCAAACUCAAUAACAUCUCAAUUUGAUGCUGUUCAAGAAUUUCCACCUCAGCCAGAARUAGAAUCGAAAAUCAGAGUGGAUUCUGAAUACGCUGUUUAUGUUUGGGGUUUAAAUGAUAAGGGCCAACUAGGAGGAUUGAAUGGAUCUAAGGUAAAAAGACCAACUUUUAAUGAAGCGCUUACUGCACUUAAGCCAAUUGAAAUUGUUGGAGGAUCGAAAUCAUUAUUUAUUGUUUCAAACGAGGGCAAGGUAUUUGUGUGUGGAGAUAGCAGUGGUGGUCGACUAGGUAUACCAUUCUGUGGUAAAGUUAGUUCCCCACGACAAAUACCUGGCCUCAGCCAAUUUGUUAUCAAAACUGUAGCUGUGCAUUCUGGUGGAAAACAUGCAAUGGCAUUAUCACUUGAUGGAAAAGUUUUAUCUUGGGGUGAUGGUGAGGAUGGUAAACUUGGUCAUGGUGAUACACUUACUUUGGACUCUCCAAAACUUAUUGACACAUUAUUGGCCAAAAGAGUAUCUUAUAUAGCUUGUGGUAGUGCUCAUAGUGCAGCAAUCACUUCUGAUGGAGAAUUAUAUACUUGGGGUCAAGGACAGUAUGGUCGAUUAGGACACAGUGAUGAAGUUUCUCAAUACACUCCAAAACUUGUUAAAGAAUUUGUUGGAAAAAAUAUUACUCAAGUAGCAUGUGGGAGUCGAGAUGCUCAAACUCUUGCAUUAGAUAGUGAGGGUAAUGUCUAUUCAUGGGGCGAUGGAGAUUUUGGUAAACUUGGUAGAGGUGGUAGUGAUGGUUGUUGUACUCCACAAAAAGUAGAAAGAUUAGUUGGACAUAGAGUUGUACAAAUAGAAUGUGGUGCUCAAUUUUCUGUUGCAUUAACUGCAACCGGCCAAGUGUGGACCUGGGGUAAAGGCGAGUACUACAGGUUAGGAUUGGGUAGAGUUGAACAUGUACGAAGACCAACUCUAGUUAAUCAACUGAAAUUAGUUACAAUUGAUCAUAUUGCUGUUGGUACAUUGCAUUGUAUUGCUGUGUCUACACAAGGGGAUGUCUAUUGUUGGGGUGAUAAUGAUCAUGGUCAACAAGGCAAUGGUACAACAAAUGCUAACCAAGAACCUAGAUUGGUUACUAAUUUCAAUAACAUAAAAAUAAAUCGUGUUGGUUGUGGUUCUUCCCAAUCUAUUGCCUGGAAAUGUCCUGUAUUACCUUUACUGAUGUCUCAUGAACAUGUGCAAUUUCCUAGAAUAAAAGAUUCAAUGGGAGCUACUACUUUAAAUGAAAAUGUUGAAACUAAAAUGAAGAUUGAAGAAGAUCAAAAUAAUUGUGAAAAGGAAUCUUUAUCGAGGACCAUAUUAUCAUUAGACUCAGCUGCUGCUAAGCAAAAUGCUCUUCAACAUGUCUUAAAUGCUCUACGAAUUACUUUAGCUCGAGAAAUUGUACUUGCUGCUCUCAUGUCCCCUUCUACUGAUGAUACAAACAUAAAUCAUGAGAUAAUCCAAUCAGAUCAAGGUGGUGGUGAAGCACCAGCUCCAGUCUUAGAUGUUAAUCUCUUACAUUUAAGUAAUGUGGUAACUCCAGAUAGUGUAGAAAACUCAUUACAUAUUCCAUCUUCUCUCACCACAUCAGCUAGUACAUUGUCUUCAAAGGCUACCAACACUAUGUCAAUUGUUGCUGCUACUAUAAAAUCAAAAAAUCAAGUGAUUGGAUUAAAUGAUAUGUCAUUGCUUGCUCAUAAAACAAUUGAUAGUUUUUUAUGUACAUUAGAUGAAAAAAAUAUCAGACUUUUAUUGGACUUAGCAAAAUUAGCAUCUGUGUAUAGGCUCGGUCCAACUGCAGAAUCCAUUUUAAUAAACACUUUUAUUUCUUUUAUACACUCUAACAAACAUAUAAAACUAUUAUUAGAGUAUUGUGUAUCAGAAAUGGAAGCUAUUUACGCGCAUUGCUCAUUUCUAGUAUCACCACCUUCAAAACAUACAGUUCAGGAGAGUUCUCAUCCUUAUCAAGAUGACUCCCAUCUGUCUGGAUAUGUAUCUAUACCUGGUGCUAUUGCUUUAUAUGUUGAGUUCAAUCAAAAUUGUUCAACUGAAAAACUCAAAGAUACAUUAACAUUAAUGGAUGGUGCUGAAAAUGUCAUCAGUGUCCGAUCAGGAAGAGACACAGAGUGGGCUAUGCCAUUGUUCAUUCAACGUGAUGAACUUCAUUGGAAAUUUAAGAGUGACAAAUCUUUGAAUGGUUGGGGCUGGCGUUUUGUUGUGUAUCCAAUUAUGCCUUUAACAAGACAAAGUGGUACUGACCGUGAAGUACUUUCCCGACCAUGUUUACCAGUUGUUCGUAGUUUACUACAAGAAUGUUUAAAACGACAAAACGAUAUAACACUUACUAAACGACUUACUGCCACAUUGAUGUUGUCAUUACAUUUAACUACACUGACUCUUGAAGAAAGAAUUUGGUGUAUUAAUAAUCUGAGUGUGAUAUUCAAACGUUAUCGAGAUCUGGCAUAUGAAUUAUUUGUUUUACCAUAUGGAGAGGGUUGUGUAGCUGAUAUACUUGUCCGUACUGAGCAUUUGAUGUUCAAGCAGUUUGAAUAUGAAGAAACAGCUGUAUUAUGUGGAACACAACUUUUUUAUUCUGAAUAUUUCAAAACUUUAGUAUAUAUGAUGAAAUGGUUAAACAGUAGUUUACGAUUCUGGCAUUUUGAUGCUUCUUGGUUUGUUGACUACUGUUUUGGUAUUGAUGUGGCUGGAGCUUUGAUUAAUCGAGAAAAUUUKCCAGAAGAAUUUAUUAAUCAAGUGCACAAAAAAAUAAAAUGCAUUGAUAAAAAUUAUGAUAGAGAUGGUGAACAUAUAUUUAUCAAUAACUUAAAAUUCACAAAAGAACAUGAUGAACAGCUGUUACAGUGGUUAAAUAGUAAACCUGAAGAUUGGAAUAUGACUUGCGAGGGAAAUGGUCAAGUAGUGUAUGUUUGGGGUCACAAUCAUAGAGGUCAAUUGGCAUGUAUGGAUUCUAGUCAAGUUAAAAAACCAUUGGCAUGUGAUUCUUUGUCUGUUUUGAAGCCUACUCAGGUUAUUGGAGGAGAGCAAACUAUGUUUGCAGUUACUUCAUAUGGAAAAGUAUAUGCUUCAGGAUAUACCGAAAGUGGGCGUCUUGGUAUUGGCCCAUAUAAUCCAAAAAACCCUUAUGUAGUGACUCCUCAACUUGUCCAAGGUCUUAACAACAUAAUUAAGGUGGCUGUCAAUUCAGGGGGUCGCCAUUGUUUAGCUUUAUCAACAACUGGAGAAGUAUAUGCAUGGGGAGAUGGAGAUGAUGGCAAACUAGGGCUUGGGAAUAGGGUUUCAUAUUCAAAACCUCAAUUGGUACAAAGCUUAAGUGAUAAAUCUAUUAUUGAUAUUGCUUGUGGUGGUUUCCAUUCUGCUGCAAUUUCCCGUUAUGGUCAUUUGUAUACAUGGGGAAAAGGUCGAUACGGACGUUUAGGGCAUGGUGAUUAUGAAGAUUAUUUAUACCCAAAAUUGGUCCAAGGCUUAAUUAACUAUCAUGUUGUUAAAGUUGCAUGUGGUAGUGGAGAUGCUCAAACAAUGUGUGUCACUUCAGAUGAUAAUGUUUGGUCAUGGGGUGAUGGAGAUUAUGGAAAACUUGGACACAAUAUUUCAGAAUCAUGUAAAUUACCAUGUAAAAUUGAAUCACUUUCGGGCAAGGGAAUCAUUCAAAUUGAUUGUGGAUCACAGUUCUCAGUUGCAUUGUCGGCUAAUGGAACACUAUACACAUGGGGUAAAGGAGAUUAUUUUAGACUGGGCCAUGGAUCUAGUGAACAUGUACGUAAGCCAAAACCAGUCAGUGGACUACAAGGCAAAAAAAUUAUUCAAUUUUCCACAGGAUCACUUCAUGUACUUGCAUUGACUGAUGAUGGAGAAGUAUAUGCCUGGGGAGAUAAUGAUGAAGGUCAACUGGGUGAUGGUACUGCACAUCCGAUAGCAAGACCCCGUCCUAUUGCAGCACUUAAGGGAAAACACAUUCAGCAAGUGAGUUGUGGAUCAGCUCAUUCGUUUGCAUGGGCAARUGAAGAAGCUUGUCAAACAGAAAACUCAACUCCAAUUACAAUACCACUAGAAUAUGAUUUAUUACAAGAAUUCAGUGUGCAUGAAUUAAGAAAUAGAUUACUGUUGUUGUAUCAUUUUACAAUUACAAUCAAUCAAACUGUUUUAUUAUUCAUGCCAAUUCAUGGAGAAAUCAGUUUAGAUGCAAUACGACCAUACAUGGUCUAUCCAGUGAAAGAAAGCAUAUUUAAAAGAGUAGUUCAGUUAACAACGGUUAGAGAACAGCGACAUGGACCAAUGUUUGAAUUAAAUAGGAUUAGAACACGUAAAACACGAAAAUCAACAUGCAAUGAUUAUACACAUACAGUAUUUGGACAAAUGGUGAACAAUAUGGACUUUUUAGAUGAAGAUUCUUUAUUUUUGUGUCAUCGAGUAUGGAAAGUUCAAUUUGUUGGUGAGAGUGUAGAUGAUUAUGGUGGUGGAUAUAGUGAAAGUAUUGCUGAAAUGUGUGAAGAGUUACAAAAUGGAUCCUUACCAAUACUAAUACAAACACCAAAUGGCCGUGAAGAUACUGGGACAAGUCGAGAUUGUUUCAUACUGAACCCAUCAGCUACAACCAAAGUUCAUACUAAAAUGUUUGAAUUUCUAGGUGUAUUAAUUGGAAUAGCGAUCCGAACUUGUAGUCCGUUGAGUUUAAAUCUUGCUGAACCUAUGUGGAAACUAUUGUGUGGCAUGAAACUUAUGCCUACAGACUUGAUUGAAAUCGAUAAAGAUUAUGUUCCUGGACUACUAUAUGUACGAGACUUGGAAGGAGAAGAUGAAUUUGCAAACCUUGAUAUAUCAUUUUGUACUACCUCCUCUACAGGUCAUACAGUUGUUUUAAGCAGUCAACAUAAACGUGUGACACAGCAUAAUAAACAUGAAUACAUACAAGCUUGUUUAAACUUUAGGUUACAGGAAUUUAAUGCACAAGUGAAAAGCAUUCAAGAGGGUAUGGCCAGAGUUAUACCAGUGCCAUUAUUAUCUAUAUUCACAAGUAGUGAAUUUGAAGCCAUGGUUUGUGGUUCACCAGAAAUACCUAUUAAUAUGCUACUCAGUAUUGUUACAUAUAAAGGUGUUGAAGCUCAUGAUAAGCUAGUUCAAUGGUUUUGGGAAAUCUUAAGUGAAUUUUCUAAUCAAGAGCGAUCAUUAUUUUUACGAUUUGUUUGGGGACGUACAAGACUACCAAGAACUAUUGAAGAUUUUCGUGGCCGAGAUUUCGUUCUACAUGUUAUUGAUCGUUAUUCGCCCGCAGAUAAUUUUUUACCUGAAAGCUAUACAUGUUUUUUUCUUUUGAAAAUCCCUCGCUACAGUAAUAAAGAUGUAAUGAAUGAAAAACUUAAGUAUGCUAUUCAUUUUUGUAAAUCAAUUGACACUGAUGAUUAUGCUAGAAUUGCGUUACCCAGAAGUAUGGAUGGGUCAUCUGUAGAUACUGAUAGUUUAAUCAGUGAAGAAGAUACUUAAAUCUUAAUAUCUUUAUUU